AAAACAAUGCUUGUUGGUUUGUGUUUCGGACAAACUCUAGGAUAAAUCCCAGAAGAAGCCAUGAGUUGUACUGACCUUAUGUAUCAGUUUUACCCACCGUAUUUUCCUCAUAAAGCAACACCUUCAGAAAAUGGGAAACUUCCUAAUCCAAGUCCGUACGAAAGUCAGCAUGUGGCAGCCCCGGGAAGUUACUGCUGCCCUGGGGACAUGCGACAUUCUAAAAUCAGGAAUACAGAUCCAGGAACGGAUAUAUCAGAUCCGGACUCACAACCCAAAGGGUCUCAGUAUUUGAACGCUAAUUGUGUUUUGUUGACCUAUUUCAAUGGUGAUACUGCUACAAAUGUAGAUGAACAUUUCUCAAGGGCUCUUAGUCAGCCAAGUAGCUUUACAUUGGAGAAAAAUGGAUCCCAGACCCUUCGGCGCUCUGAAACCCCCUUAAUGUGUCAACGAAAACUACCGCCUUCCUUCUGGAACAGUUCCUACCAGCCUCCCAGACCGUCAUUCGCUUCCGGAAGUAGUGCGGACUAUACAAGGGACUAUCUGACGUCACCGUGGUACACAUUGUCCAAUAACUGGCCAUAUCAUUUCGCCGCAUCUCAAUCGUACUCCAAUGCACCUGACUUUGCUCGAUCUUUUCCAUAUUCCUCCUUUGACUCGGCCAGUAAACUUGGUCCCUCAUAUCAAUCAUUAAUGCUAAGGAGUGGAUUUGACUCAAGAAAUUCUAAAUACGAAAUGUCAAAACUUUCAGACUCUUUACAAGGAGCCGGGAGUUACUAUGCCUCAUUACAAAGAUUUGGUGCGGAUUUAUCUUCCAAUAUGAACUAUGAUUCCUCGACGACAUCAUGAAAGCAUUGGAGAGAGUUCAAGGAAACCUCAUUAACUAGCACUGGACUAUCCCUUACAGAGUAUGAGAAAGGAGAUUUGUUGGUAACCAUGGUACCGUCGACCUUAUCACUUACAUAGUAUGAGGAAGGAGUUUGCUGGUAGCCAUGGUAACGUCGACCAUUCUUGCCGUCAUAACAUGGUGCUGUUCUUCACAUCCAUAGUGUGUGUUGUCCAGUACAUACCGCCAUACAAUGGUGAACGACACAACUAACGCAUGGAAGAGAAACACAUUUCUGUCACAGGAAACUGGAAACCACACACAUCCAUGUCUCUGUCACAGGAAACUGGAAACCACACACAUCAACGUCUCUGUCAUAGGAAACUGGAAACCUCACACACACACGUCUCUGUCACAGGAAACUGGAAACCACACACAUCCACAUCUCUGUCACAGGAAACUGGAAACCACACAUCCGCGUCUUUGUCACAGGAAACUGGAAACCACACAAAUCCACGUCUCUGUCACAGGAAACCACACACAUCCACAUCUCUGUCACAGGAAACAGCUGGAAACCACACACAUUCACGUCUCUGUCACAGGAAACUGGAAACCACAAACAUUCACGUCUCUGUCACAGGAAACUGGAAACCACAAACAUCCACAGGGGCCAUGUACUGUGGGACAGUUUUACAAGCAAUUCUGUCAUCGGAAACUCAUAUAUCCAUUGAACAGUGUGUUUGGUUAAACAGGGACUUCUUUGUUACUGGAAACUGUGAACCGUCAGUACAAGGUACUGCGUAUAAAGGUUUUAAUGACUUAUAGGGGGAUGGAAACUAGAAACCACGGACACACUGUACCAUGUGAAAAAGGUUUUCACUAGACCAUUUUGUUUUUUUUUUGUAAUUCGGAAAUUUUGAAUACCGGCAAAAUUUAUAUGGGUACUUGUAUGAUUGAAGAGGAAUGAAUGUACGAUAUAUUUGGAUACAAUAAUACGAUUUUCAGAAUGAGUAAAUAAAUAAUGUAAUAACGUUGGGGAAUGAAUUACAUACGAUAUACAGAAGCGAUUAGAGAAGGCUGUGUUUCAAUAUCACAUACAAUAUCCAUUCUAGGUUUUGGUGGAACUUCUUGCAACAAUUGUGUUCUGUGUUCAUUGUGUCCACCAGUGAAAUCGUUUCAGCAAAAUUAAAAGAAAGAAAAGAACAAUUAAAGUAGGAAGAUAUCUGAUAUCGAUUUAUGUAUAUAUUUGUGAAGAAGAUAUUGAACGAUUAUUUUGUCAAUAAAAUGAAAUCAAAACUUU
Messenger RNA from Pecten maximus, 2123 nucleotides. RefSeq names its product transcription cofactor vestigial-like protein 2. Gene Ontology annotation, biological process: regulation of transcription by RNA polymerase II. The transcript is spliced from 5 exons. Gene Ontology annotation, cellular component: nucleus. The record is from RefSeq and is a predicted model, not a curated record. NCBI's taxonomy places the organism in Eukaryota, Metazoa, Mollusca, Bivalvia, Pectinida, Pectinidae. Bases 61 to 846 code for a protein of 261 amino acids.